Daldinia caldariorum is the source of this 1048-nucleotide messenger RNA. Its product is annotated as SUR7/PalI family-domain-containing protein. The transcript is spliced from 3 exons. Gene Ontology annotation, cellular component: membrane raft; cell cortex; plasma membrane. Bases 192 to 938 code for a protein of 248 amino acids. The record is from RefSeq and is a predicted model, not a curated record. Lineage: Eukaryota; Fungi; Ascomycota; Sordariomycetes; Xylariales; Hypoxylaceae. Gene Ontology annotation, biological process: endocytosis; septin cytoskeleton organization; cortical actin cytoskeleton organization.
AACCUAAUCUGAGAAAUUGUGUCUUGGCUUUAGUUUCUCCUGGAAACGAAACAUUGUCUUAGCAGCCAGUUGUCGAAAAAAAAAAAAAAAAACUAAGGCUGCAGCUACAUUCAGUCAUACAGGUAGCUAUUUGAUGCCAUAAGUCACCUUUGCGAACUGCGAUCCGGUCUGGCCGGUCAAUCACAUCCAAGAUGGCGCGUUCCAACGCAUAUCUCGCGCCUCUCUCUCUCAUAUUCCUCGCCGGCUCCCUGGUGAUGCUUUUCUUCGUAAUCCUGUCGGCCGUCACUACCACAUCACCCUUGAGACAAACCUACUUCCUAUCUGCCCAGACCGGCGGCAUAACAGGCGCCCGCCAAGUUACCCAAUGGGCCUACUUCUACAUCUGCGGUGAAGGCAACACCGACUGUAGUGUUGCAUGGCCCGCGCCUCCUCUGGGUUGGGCCUGGUCCGCGAACCCGGCUAAUGCGCCCUCUACUCUGGUCGGCACCCAUGGCGGCGACACUACGAGCUUUUACUACUACUAUAUGUGGCGAUUCGGCUGGGUCUUCUACCUGAUUGCGCUGGUAUUCUCGGUCAUUGCCUUCUUUGCGGGCUUCGUAGCGUGCUGCGGACGCCUAGGCUCUGCCAUUGCAGGAUUGGGAGCUUUCGUCGCCCUCUUCUUCCACACUAUCGCCGUGUCGAUGAUGACAGCCGUCUUCGUUAAGAUGCGUAACGCGUUCAUUGCGAGCGGCCGUGAUGCAAGCCUCGGACGAUGGGCCUUCGGCUUCAGCUGGGGCAGCUGGGCCGCCUUGUUAAUCGCCACGAUACUCUUCUGCCUCGGCAUCCGUGGCAGCAACAGCGAGGGCUCCAGCGGUCGUAGAUGGGGCCGCCAGAGGAGCGUGCGCAGUCGCCGAAGUUACGAUAUGAACGGUCGACGCGUAAAGGAGGAGUACGCCUAAACAACAUACCCGGGGCUGGUAGUAACGAGGACGAAUCCAACACCAAAACACGAAAAUUUUACCAUUGAGAAUGGAGAUAAAAAUUAAGAAAGUCAAGAAAGUCAGACCCU